UUGGUACAUGUUGGUGAAACACACAUAAAGAGACUAUUCAGGAAUGGUGGAUCACUUGCUUCCUGCGGAUGAAACUUUCUCAUCCACCAGGCCCUCAAUUGGAUACUUUGGGGACAUGACAGCUGUUGGGAGGUCAUACCAAAUGCUGCCUUCACCAGUGUCUGAAGAUGAUAGUGAUUCCUCAAGUUUUUGUUCUUGUUCAAGCCCAGAUUCACAGGUUCUAGGCUCCAGCUAUGGGAGUUCAUCAAAUGCUGAGAAUCAGGACAGUAUCUUGGACUAUUUGUUGUCCCAGGCAUCUUUGGGGAAUGGCCAUGCUUCUUGGUGGGAUAAAAGGAGACUUCAGCCCAUUGUGAAGGAGGAGAAUUUUAGAAUGCCUGAGUUCACAGUGGAGAUGGAAGAUUCUGGACCAUUCCAGCCCACCCUUGAGGAGAUAGAGGAGUUUCUGGAAGAAAACAUGGAGACCGAUCUCAAAGAAGGACCUAAGAGUGAGACCAAAGAUAUGAGAGCUUGCAGCCAAAUUACUGUAGCUUCCAUACAGCAAAAAGACCAGAUGGUACCAAGUGUUACUUUAAAAGACAGUAAAAAUGAACAGUCAGAUGGUGCAAUGGAAGGCAGCCAUACGUCUAACGGAGCAAUGUCCCUUGAUGGAGGGAUACCAGUCAUGCUCCAGAUCCAACAAGUUCAAGUUAAGCAAACGUCAGAUGUGAGCCCUAGUUCGCAAGGACCGGUGCAAGAAAACAUUAAAGUUGCACAGCUCUUGGUCAACAUCCAAGGACAAACUUUUGCAUUGGUGCCACAACUUGUUCAAUCAUCCAACUUGAACUCAUCUUCCAAAUUUGUCCGCAUAGCUCCAGUUCCGAUAGCUGCAAAACCUAUUGGUCCAGGAGGUACAAUGCAGGGUCAAAAUGGGGUCAUCAUGGGUCAGAAGUUUCAAAAGAAUCCUGCAGCAGAACUCAUUAAAAUGCACAAAUGUACUUUUCCUGGAUGUACCAAGAUGUACACUAAAAGCAGCCAUUUGAAAGCCCAUCUAAGAAGGCACACAGGGGAAAAACCCUUUGCAUGUACUUGGCCUGGCUGUGGAUGGAGGUUCUCACGAUCAGAUGAACUUUCUCGACAUCGACGUUCCCAUUCUGGAGUGAAGCCCUAUCAGUGCCCUGUGUGUGAGAAGAAGUUUGCACGAAGUGACCACCUGUCCAAGCAUGUCAAAGUCCAUCGAUUUCCACGAAGCAGCCGCUCAGUGCGCUCAGUCAAUUGAUGUAUCCGGUUCAGUCCGUCCCACCAUGCCUCUAAGAACUGCCACAAGCAGCAUUUGUUCCUUUCUUGUGAUAAUUUAUUUGUCUACAUAUAACCGCUGCCAUUAGGACAUCACAUGUGCCUCUUCUUUC
Messenger RNA from Protobothrops mucrosquamatus (brown spotted pit viper), 1385 nucleotides. RefSeq names its product Kruppel like factor 15 (gene KLF15). Lineage: Eukaryota; Metazoa; Chordata; Lepidosauria; Squamata; Viperidae. Bases 44 to 1255 code for a protein of 403 amino acids. Gene Ontology annotation, biological process: regulation of transcription by RNA polymerase II. The transcript is spliced from 2 exons. Gene Ontology annotation, molecular function: RNA polymerase II cis-regulatory region sequence-specific DNA binding; DNA-binding transcription factor activity, RNA polymerase II-specific. The record is from RefSeq and is a predicted model, not a curated record.